AUGGCCCAUAUCCACGAUCUGGCUCCGCAGGUUGCCGACAACUACGCUGAAGGACGCAGAGUCAAUGACCAAGCCAAGUUCCCCAAGACUGAGGUCUUUUCCGGGUUCAAUGCGCCAUGUCGACUCGAAGGGGAUGUGUUUGACCUGGAGGUAGACGGAAAGAUUCCUGCUGAGAUUGAUGGCACGUUCUAUCGCAUCCAGCCGGAUCAGAGGUUUCCUCCGAUCUUCGAGGACGACAUCCACUUCAAUGGCGAUGGCGCGGUCACAGCUAUCAGGAUCCAAGACGGCCACGCGCACUUCAAGCAUCGCUAUGUCAAGACCGAUCGAUACCACCACGAGACUGCGGCUGGCAAAGCACUCUUCGGAAGGUAUCGGAACGUCUACACCGACGACGAGGCCGUGAAAGGAGUCAUUCGCACGGCAGCCAACACCAACAUCGUCUUUUGGAGAGGGACGUUGCUGGCCAUCAAAGAAGAUGGCCCUCCAUUCGCCCUGGAUCCUGUCACGCUCGAGACCAUUGGACGGUAUGAUUUCGAAGGUCAGGUCAAGUCGCCGACGUUUACUGCGCAUCCGAAAUUCGACCCUGUCACUGGUGAGAUGAUUUGCUUUGGCUACGAAGCUGUCGGUAACGGAAAUGAUGCCAGUUGCGAUAUCGUCGUUUAUACUAUUGAUGCCAACGGGAAGAAGACGGAGGAGUGCUGGUAUAAGUCUCCGUUCUGCGGCAUGAUUCAUGAUUGUGGCAUAACGCAGAAUUAUGUGAUUCUGCCAUUGACGCCGUUGAAGUGUUCGCUGGAUCGUCUCAAACAGGGUGGUAAUCAUUGGGCUUGGGACCCCAACGAAGACCAGUGGUAUGGAGUCGUGCCGAGGCGGAAUGGCAAGCCUGAGGAUAUUAAGUGGUUCAGGUCUGACAAUGCAUUCCACGGCCACGUUGCCAGUGCCUACGAGAACGAACAGGGGCAUAUCGUCUUCGAUCUCGGCGUUUCGGAUGGCAACGUGUUUUUCUUCUUCCCACCUGAAGACACUCCUGCCGGAACGCAACUCAAGCGCCCUCAAGUCGAAACCAGUACCCAGCGUUGGAUUCUUGAUCCCAAAGCACCCAACGAGAGUCGAGUCAAGCCGGCCAAGAUCUGGAACACCAGCGGCGAGUUUUCACGGAUUGACGAUCGGUAUGUGACGAAACAUUACAAUCACUUCUGGCAAGCUCGGAUCGACGGAUCACGCGAGUAUUAUUUUGAAGCCUGCGGUUCGCCUGCUGGUGGUCUAUUCAACUGCUUAGGUCACUACAACUGGAAUGACGGGACUGAGGAUGUCUGGUGGGCUGGUCCACGAGCGACUGUGCAAGAGCCGGCUUUUAUUCCGCUAAGCUCUGAUGCUGGUGAAGGUGAAGGUUGGCUGAUCGCGUUGAUCAAUCGACUGGACGUCCUACGCAAUGAUAUCGCCAUUUUCGAUGCACAGAAGCUGUCUGCUGGCCCUGUGGCGGUGUUGCACUUGCCUUUCAAGCUCAAAAUCGGCUUGCAUGGGAACUGGGUGGACGAAGGGGAGCGUAAAGAGUGGGAGGCCCUUAGGAGGAAGACUGCAAGAUUGGGACCUGUUAAGCCUGCUACUGAGCCUUUAACCUGGCAGCCGAACGAGCCGAGGCUCUAUACCGAACCGCAGGAGAUCAGAGAUUGA
Molecule: messenger RNA, 1671 nt
Organism: Zasmidium cellare ATCC 36951
Lineage: Eukaryota; Fungi; Ascomycota; Dothideomycetes; Mycosphaerellales; Mycosphaerellaceae
Exons: 4
Coding region: 1-1671 (556 amino acids)
Biological process (GO): carotene catabolic process
Molecular function (GO): carotenoid dioxygenase activity
Source: RefSeq, a predicted model, not a curated record